Messenger RNA from Pseudophryne corroboree (corroboree frog), 1341 nucleotides. RefSeq names its product vomeronasal type-2 receptor 26-like. Gene Ontology annotation, biological process: G protein-coupled receptor signaling pathway. The transcript has 5 exons. Gene Ontology annotation, molecular function: G protein-coupled receptor activity. The record is from RefSeq and is a predicted model, not a curated record. Gene Ontology annotation, cellular component: plasma membrane. The coding region runs from base 1 to 1341 and encodes 446 amino acids. Lineage: Eukaryota; Metazoa; Chordata; Amphibia; Anura; Myobatrachidae.
AUGGUGGCAUCUAAAGUUGUACCAACAGUUAACAGAUACCUGAAGAAUAUACGGUUUACUACGCCAGGAGGAGAGGAGAUACGCUUUGAUAAUGGAGACUCUCCAGCCAAGUUUGAUUUAUUAAAUGCCAUCUUUCUGCCUGACAAAAGUAUACAAAAGAAGCAAGUCGGACAUAUUUAUGGCGAUGGACAGGAUUAUCAACUUCAUGUAAACAGGAGUGCCAUUCAGUGGCCUCCAAAAUUUCUUCAGUUGAGUAUCAGGGUCAUUCAUUAUGAAGGUUAUGCAGACGAUAUCAUGGAUAUCUCCUGCUUACCUACUCCCCGCUCUGUGUGCACUGAGAGCUGCCUCCCUGGAUAUCACAAAAGUCAGGGCAGAAGUCGAAUCUCUUGCUGCCACUAUUGUGUCCGGUGUCCGGAGGGUGAAAUCUCCAACAUGACUGAUAUGGAAAUAUGUUUGAAGUGUCCUGAGAAUCAGUGGUCAAAUGACAGAAGAGACGUCUGUAUAGAAAGAACAGUUGUGUUCCUGUCUCAUGGAGAGAUAUUAGGAGCAUCUCUUAUUUCCAUCGCUCUAUUAUUCUGUUGCGUGACUGCUGUAAUUUUAGGGAUAUUUAUCAAAUACAGAGAUACAGCUGUGGUGAGAGCCAAUAACCAGAACCUCAGCUUCAUCCUCCUCCUCUCUCUCAUUUUAGCCUUCCUGUGUCCUCUGCUAUUUAUUGGACGCCCCACAGAGAUGUCUUGUCUCCUCAGACAAGUGGCUUUUGGGAACAUUUUCACAGUUGCUCUCUCUUCACUUUUGGCCAAAACAGUCACCGUUGUCCUUGCCUUCAGAGCCACCAAGCCCGACCAGAAGCUGAUGAGGUGGCUGACCAGACAUUCAUCGAGAUCGCUACUUGUCAUCUGCUCCUUUGGGGAGGCUGUGAUCUGUGCCCUCUGGCUAUGCUUAUCUCCACCAUUCCCAGAUCAUGACACCCAGGCAGAGGUUGGGAAGAUGAUAUUACAGUGUAAUGAAGGUUCUGUCGCUGCGUUCUACAUUGUGAUUGGCUACAUGGGAGGUCUGGCUGCCUUAUGCUUUAUUGUGGCCUCUUUAGCCAGGAAGCUGCCAGAUACAUUCAAUGAGGCUCAGUUCAUCACAUUCAGCAUGGCGGUCUUCUGCAGUGUCUGGGUCGCCUUCAUCCCAGCCUACCUCAGCGCCAAGGGGAAAUACACUGUGGCUUUUGAGGUAUUUGCCAUUUUGGCUUCCAGUGCUGGACUCCUGGGCUGUAUCUUCAUCCCUAAAUGUUACAUUAUUCUUAUCAGACCAGAUUUGAACACCAAGGUUAAAUUAAUCACAAGUAGAAGUUGA